AAAUUCGAAUUUUGAACUCAGUCGUUCGCGGGAACGUUUGCGUGGCACAUCGGAAAACGCGCUCUCUGGUUUUUUAUUUUUUUUAUAAUCCGGCACUCGUAAGGUGUUUAAAGAUGAAGUACCUGAUUGUUUUGGCUGUUUUCGCGUUGGCUUUCGCCGCUGAGGAGAAGAAGGAUGGAGAGGCGAAGAUCUACAUGCGGUUGAUCCCCGCUGAUGUGUUGAGAGAUUUCCCUGGCCUUUGCUUCGCAUCCACCCGUUGCGCUACCGUCGAGCCUGGCAACUCCUGGGACCUGGCUCCCUUCUGCGGGCGCAGCACCUGCAAGAUCAGCGAAGACCAGCCCCCCAGGCUUCUGGAACUGGUCGAGGACUGUGGCCCUCUCCCUAUCGCCAACCCCAAGUGCAAACUUGACACAGAGAAGACCAAUAAGACCGCGCCUUUCCCCGGCUGCUGUCCGAAGUUCACAUGCGAGGAUGGUGCUAAACUAGAGUACCCCGAGCUGCCCACACCCCCCGCAGAAGACGAGCCUAAGGAGGAGAAGAAGAAGGCAUAAAUUAAAAAAUUAAAUAGUAUAAAAAACCUAAUUAUAAUAUAAUCUACGGACGCAAAUUCCCCAACACUCAGAUCUCCCGCGUUCGUCGUCAAAUUCUAAAUUCAAAUUUAUAUUGUGGUACAAAUGUUUUUCUUACCGUCUAUAAAUAACAUUUUGAGUUAAGAAUUUGUAAAAGAUAUCUGUUUUUCACGAUGUCGGAUCGCAUAAGUCCAUUUACAAUGUUUAUUUUUGUUAUCGGGUCACUUUCUAAUUGUCAUGGCACCGGGACUUUCAAUUGACUAUUGUUCGAAAUUCAAAAGCGGCUUCCUAUUUCCUGUUUUAUUCAUAAUAAAGAUCUAACUGUGACAAAAGUUGUUCAUUGUUGGCUUAUUGACAAAAAUGUCACUACCUAUUGAAAGCGAUCAUUGUCGACUUUUUUUAGAAUUGUAUCGGCUUUUUUACUUGAAUAAAAUGACUAUUAUAAGUAAUGUUUGUGAUAUUGAUAAAUAAUAGAAAAGUUAUUCAAUAAAAAAUACAAAAUUCUA
Bicyclus anynana (squinting bush brown) is the source of this 1075-nucleotide messenger RNA. RefSeq lists its product as uncharacterized. The coding region runs from base 114 to 551 and encodes 145 amino acids. The record is from RefSeq and is a predicted model, not a curated record. Lineage: Eukaryota; Metazoa; Arthropoda; Insecta; Lepidoptera; Nymphalidae. The transcript has 3 exons.